GAUGUUUGGCUGUGUGGUUUGGAUUCAAGGUAUCUGCCAGCAAAGCUCAUCUGUUGAUGUCAUGAUCACCAGGUGGCAGUGCUAUUGAGUGUGAUUACAUCAUUAGGAUGCUAACAUCAUCAAUAGGCUAAGCUACCGAUGAAUUCAUAACGAAUAGGCUGUUAAGAGGUGGAAGUUGCUCAGGGGGGCCUGCCUUUGAAGAGUAUAUCUUGACUUGCCUGCUGCUUGUGGCUCCCUUUGCUUCCUUAGCUGCUGUGAGAGCUCAGCUGUGAGGAUACAGGGAAGGAAGUGGGCCAGGCCUGGGAGAAGAAAAGACUCCCUGGGGAGAUGGCAUGUAAUCUGAAAGAAAAAGUGAUGUAACUCAAUCACUCUGAAGACUUGGAGGUCGGGGUGAAGAGGGAGGCAUGGCCUGGCCGCGAUUUUUGCAGAGGGGGACUCUGUUCACCAGCUUCAGCCAUCACCAUGUUGCUGUGUUCCUGCUCACUUUCUUCAGCUAUUCAUUGCUCCAUGCGUCAAGAAAAACAUUCAGCAAUGUCAAAGUCAGUAUUUCCAAGCAAUGGACCCCAAAUGCCUUUAACACAUCCAUUGACCUGCCUGCAGAGAUCUGGAGCAGCAACCAUUUGUUCCCCAGCACAGAGGAAGCCACUCUUUUCCUUGGAACACUAGAUACUGUUUUUUUGUUCUCCUAUGCUGUGGGCCUCUUCAUCAGUGGCAUCAUUGGGGAUCGGCUGAACUUGCGAUGGGUUCUAUCUUUUGGCAUGUGCUCUUCUGCAUUUGUGGUGUUUGUCUUUGGCACUCUCACGGAAUGGCUGCACUUCUACAGCAAGUGGCUCUACUGUGGGUUGUGGAUCGGGAACGGCCUGCUGCAGUCCACGGGCUGGCCCUGCGUGGUGGCUGUGAUGGGCAACUGGUUUGGGAAAGCUGGCCGGGGAGUUGUCUUUGGUCUCUGGAGUGCCUGUGCUUCAGUGGGCAAUAUUUUGGGAGCGUGCCUGGCUUCAUCUGUUCUGCAGUAUGGUUAUGAGUACGCCUUUCUGGUGACCGCGUCCGUGCAGUUUGCUGGUGGGAUCGUCAUCUUCUUUGGACUCCUAGUGUCUCCAGAAGAAAUUGGUCUCCCGAGUAUUGAGGCAGAAGAAAACUCGGAAGAAGAUUCACACAGGCCUCUCAUCCAUGGUGCUGAAAAUGAAGAUGAAUACGAGCCUAACUAUUCAAUCCAGGAGGACGGGGCUGUCACCCAAGCGAAGGCAAUCAGCUUCCAUCAGGCUUGCUGCCUUCCUGGAGUCAUACCAUACUCACUGGCCUAUGCCUGCCUGAAGCUGGUGAAUUACUCCUUCUUCUUCUGGUUGCCCUUUUAUCUGAGUAACAACUUCAGGUGGAAGGAAGCCGAAGCCGACAAGCUGUCCAUUUGGUACGAUGUCGGAGGCAUUGUAGGUGGAACACUGCAAGGCUUCAUCUCUGAUGUGCUACAGAAGAGAGCACCUGUGCUGGCCCUCAGCCUGUUCCUGGCAGUUGGGUCCCUUGUUGGUUAUAGUCGCUCUCCAAACAAUAAGUCUAUCAAUGCUCUUCUGAUGACCAUUACAGGGUUUUUUAUUGGCGGACCGUCCAAUAUGAUUAGCUCUGCUAUUUCUGCAGACUUGGGUCGCCAAGAGCUGAUCCAAGGGAGCAGUGAGGCUCUGGCGACUGUCACAGGAAUCGUUGAUGGAACUGGGAGUAUCGGUGCUGCUGUGGGCCAGUAUCUGGUGUCUUUGAUCCAGGACAACCUGGGAUGGAUGUGGGUUUUCUACUUUUUCAUUCUCAUGAGAAGCAAGAGGCUCCCUCAUACAUCGCCAACCAUUAAUCAGUGUGCUCCUCUGGGCUGCUGACUGGCUGCUAAACAGGCCUUGAGAAUUCUGAAGCAAAGCAACAAUGUUACAAAGAAGUGAGGCUCUAAUUAACACGUCCGCAGGGGCAGUUGUUCAGCUAUCGAGUCUUGCCUGAGACGUUGUGCUUUGUGAGAAAAAGCCUAAAAGGCCCUGCUCUUAAAAUGCUGCUUUCUGUUGAAAAGGCCUGUGACAGAUUUAGUUAUAUUGUUGAUGGGACAUUGCUCAUGACAGGUCAACUCGACCUCAUCUGUGGAAGACUUAUUCUUGAAACCAGGCAUCCUAAUUGGCCACCGUCACCUAAUUCUAGGCAGCGGCCUCUAGCCUGUUCCAAGGAUGAGCAGGAUAGGUGAACAUGACGGAGUCCCUGGGGCUGUCUUCUCCCGCCUCUAAGGACUCAGCUUUGGUGACGCACACUUGUAAUGCCAGCACUUGGGAGGCAGAGGCAGGAGGAUUCUAAGUUGAGGGCCAGCCUGAAAGACCUUGUCUUUAAAGAAAAAGUGCAUUUGUUUCCAGGAUUCAUUUGUGGGCAAGGGAUGCAUUGUGCUUAAGGCCCAGAGUUCAGUUCCCAGCACUGCAAAACAAAAAGGAGAUGGCACAGUAAAAGUCCAAGCUAUACAGUUUGAUACCCAGAAUCUAUAAAAAGCCAGAUGUGGUACACAUCUCUGAUCCCAGAACUCCUCCUGAGAGGUGGAAGGUGGAAACAGGAAAACCAUCCAGCAACUUGCAGGCCAGCCAAGCUGGAGUGGUAGCUCAUCAGCAGAAAUGUCAGAGCUGUGUCUGCCUGGCACCCACAUAGUGGAGGACAAGGGCCAACUCCUCCAGGCUGUUCUCUGACCUCCACACAUGUGCUGUGGCACCUGCAUACACAUGUGUACCAACACACAUGUGGGUACUCAUGCUCUCGUCCCCCCACUAAGUAAGUACAUUUAAAAUGAAUAAAAAGACCUGCUAAGUAGAGGGAUAUGAGACUUCCGGAUCUGCUGUGAGAAGCCCACCUUUAAUCCCAGCACUCAGGAGGCAGAGGCAGGUGAAUCUAUGAUUUCAAGACUAGCCUGAUCUCCAGAGAGAGUUCUAGGAUAGACAAGGCUGUUACAUAGAGAACCCUGUCUCAAAAAACCAAAAAAGAAAAAAAGAAGCCCAACUUUUGUCUGGGCUCAGGUGACUUGUUUUGCCCAUGGCAGUGGCACACUUCAGUUAUUUUUUGGACAGCUAAUGUGACAUUAUGUGUUUGUGGUCCUAACUCUAACUUUCAAAAGUCAUUUUCUAAUUCACUGAAGACAGACAGUUUUCUUUCUGUGAAGUCAGAAUGCACUUGCCCAAACCCAUUGCUAAUGUUCAAAUCAUGAUGCUCUAACAGCAGAAGUAAGUUGUUGCUUCAUUUUAAAAACUUUUUUC
Messenger RNA from Cricetulus griseus (Chinese hamster), 3254 nucleotides. The record is from RefSeq and is a predicted model, not a curated record. NCBI's taxonomy places the organism in Eukaryota, Metazoa, Chordata, Mammalia, Rodentia, Cricetidae.